AUGCAAAUUACUAGCCUCUUCUCAUCCAUCAAGGAGGGAACCACUUGUUUCCGUACAGUGAUGUUCCAAAUGCCCUCUUCUUGUCGGCGAUGGCAUCCAUUCGGCCCUGAACUACGCAGAGCCAGUUUGAGCCGGUUCAUUCGGCUCUGAACUACGCAGAGCCGCGUGGGCUAUGAAAAUCAGCACAUUGGAGGGUAGCAUGAUGGCUUUGGUCUUUUGUUACUUGUUUCCUGGUUCAUCAAGGCUCUCUUUCUAUGGCUUUACUUUUUUCAAACCUCUUCUUCAAAAUAAUUGCCUCUUCCUAAUAAAUGAAAUUACUUACACAUCAU
Molecule: messenger RNA, 329 nt
Organism: Gilbertella persicaria
Lineage: Eukaryota; Fungi; Mucoromycota; Mucoromycetes; Mucorales; Choanephoraceae
Exons: 4
Source: RefSeq, a predicted model, not a curated record